Messenger RNA from Danio aesculapii, 2562 nucleotides. It is a transcript of the gene st6galnac, whose product is annotated as ST6 (alpha-N-acetyl-neuraminyl-2,3-beta-galactosyl-1,3)-N-acetylgalactosaminide alpha-2,6-sialyltransferase. NCBI's taxonomy places the organism in Eukaryota, Metazoa, Chordata, Actinopteri, Cypriniformes, Danionidae. Gene Ontology annotation, molecular function: sialyltransferase activity. Bases 326 to 1681 code for a protein of 451 amino acids. The record is from RefSeq and is a predicted model, not a curated record. The transcript has 10 exons.
CCAGCUCUCUCUCAGUGUGUGUGUGUGAGUGUGUGUGUGUGAGUGUUGUUAAAGUAGGCAAACUGCUGCUCGAAUUCACCUCUCAUCGCUUGACAGGAGUUUCUCUUCAGACAUCCGGAGACUCCCACACGUGAAAGCUGGAGCUCAAACUGAACUAAUUAACUGGCAGCGACCCCGUCACCCCUUCCUCUUGAGGAGCGCCUUAAAACCUCGAUUUCAUCAAAACACUACUCCAACCCUUCCUCAGGAGAACGCUCAUGUGCUUACAAGGUGACCAGGCGUUCUGGGGAAGACUCAGCAACUGGUGCGCGAGGAAAGUAGCACGAUGACAGGCCCGCUACCCAGGAGGCUUCUGCUAUGGUUCAUUGGGUUAUUGGGCAUUGCAUUGCUAGCAUUAAUUGUUGUGUGCGUGGCUAUGCAGAUCCAAGUGCCAUGGCAAGUCUUGACCCUCCAGAGCUUUACCAUAAAACAUUACAGGUUAUUUUCGUUGAAGAAUAACAAUAGUUCUCAGGUUUUUCAACUUUCUACUGGAAAUGAAGUUGAAACAAAUGAAGUACUGGAGCAAAAUUCAGUCCAGCAAUCAGAUGUUCAGGAUUCAUCUGCAUUAGGAAACAAUGCAAAGUCAGACCAAUUAAAUCCAAACGUAAACUUCAUAAAGCCAGUGCCAAAAACUGAGGCAAAACCCUUCAUACCAGACUUUUUUGGUGACCAGUAUGCCACAGAUGAUGUUCCUCUACAAACAAACUGUCCCACAAGCAUUAGGAAGCUUGUGCCUCAGAGUCCGUUUGCUGAGAAAUUUCUGCACAGUAUUCCAGUGCUUCAGUGGGCAAAGCAUUUCACCACAGAAGAGUAUCAGCGCUUGAGUCACUAUGCUGGAGCACACGGCUGGGGAAGUGUUGAUGUUGAAGUGUUGAAGAGCUCAUUGAGAAUUUUAAAUACGACCGCAAACCACUUGAUGUUUGAUGACUGGGAGAGCAGAAUGAAAAAAUCUGAGUGCAUCCGCUGUGCUGUGGUGGGAAAUGGAGGAAUAUUGAAUGGAUCGAGAAAAGGCACAGAGAUCGAUGCACAUGACUAUGUGUUCAGAGUGAACGGUGCAGCUCUUAACGGAUUUGAGAAGGAUGUGGGAUCCCGGACAUCAUUCUACACGUUUUCAACCAACACUAUGAGAAAUUCCAUGCGUAGCUAUGCUGGCGUAGGCUACAGUGGUCCACCCAUUUCCAAGGAGACCAGGUACAUAUUCCUGCCAGACCAUGACCGAGAUUACAUUCUCAUGAAGGCAGCUUCCACACAUACAGUAAUUGAGAAAGGCCCCGAGCGCAGCAAUAAACCUCCUAAAUAUUUUGGUGAAGAUGUGACAGUGGAGAAAUUCAAAAUCUAUCACCCAGAUUUCAUCCGAUACCUCAGAAAUAGGUUCCUGCGUUCAAACCUUCUAAACACAGGCGCAAAAAAGAUUUACAGGCCGUCCACAGGAGCAGUAAUGCUUCUGGCUGCUAUUCAUACAUGUGACCAGGUUGAUGCUUACGGGUUCAUGACCCCUGACUACAAUUUGUAUUCAGACCACUACUAUGACAAAGUGCGACACCCUGUGCAUUUCUAUGCCAACCAUGACAUGCGCAUGGAAUUGAAGCUGUGGCAGAAGCUGCAUGAAGCCGGACUAAUGAAGCUCUUUAUGCGCACGUGAGCACAAACAGAUGGACGCUCUGACUUUUAUUAUGUCUAUGAGUUUAUUUUAUUUUACUAUCAGAACUCGUGGAAGUCGUUUGCAGGGAAAAACCUGAAAUUCUUCCCUCUGUAUUCAGCAGUUUUGCUGGUAAAAACGAUGUAUUAUUGUACUACAUAGAGAAGCUAUGUAGUGAACGGCCUGGAGUGGAUCUCUUUAAGACAGAAAAAAUGUGUCAAAGGGAGAGGCCUUGAAAUGUGGUCAGAGUUUGGGAAGAUGUGAAUAACUCUUGCAUUCUUGGCCGUGAUUUGUUCACAGAUAUUGAGUCAUUUCAGAUUAAGGCCGAACUGAAUGAAUCGCUGUGUAUCUUUGAACUACGUAGAAGGAUUUUGUAAUAUGUGCCUUAAGCCUUCACACACAGAAUCAGUGUGUUUAAAACGCAAUCGCACUAAAUCAAAAACAGUCAACCAAAGAUUUUUUUUUUUAUGGUUAAUCAUAUUCUUUAAAUAUGCUGUGUGAGUGUAAACCUUUAUAGAUGGCUUAUUUAUAGAGUCGAGAAGUUUUCUAUUUUUAAGAGGACUUUUUAUACCUUAGACGAUUACGUUUACAGCUUAACCUUACUUGGAAGCUUUAAAGUGCAAUAUCUUAUUUUGAGUUGGCAUUAAAAUGUGAAUUUCAUUGUGAUUUAUUUUUAUUUGUGCUGUUAAGGUUCGCUUGGUUAAUUGAUGCUCUGUUUUGAUUGUAUUUAACAUUUUAUUUCACCAAAUAAUUUAACUUUCUGGUCAAAUGAAUGAUUUCACUUUCAUAAAAAUGGUAAGGGAUCAUCAAUAGAAAUUGGAAAUAUGAACACACAGCAGGGUGCAUUUUCAAGCUGACAAUAAAUCGGAAAUUGUCGUUCAUUA